CCGUAGGCGUUAGGACCCAGGGGAGUGUCACAAACCGGGAGAAAAGCAGAAGUUCGUUUGACAGCCCUGAACGACCAUUAAGGUUUAGAACAGUGGAAGCGUACCCGGAGAGAAAGAAACAAAAGUGUUUAGCGCACAAACGGACUCUUUUAGGGGUGGGAAAGACCCUUGGAUCCCGUAGUGGAUGGAGGCAUUGGGUCACUGGAAGACAAAUGAGAAUAAUCCCAAGCACAAUACCUUCAUGUUGGAAAGAAUAACAUAGACAAAGCAGGAGAACUGCCAAUUUGGGAAAAAAAAAAGACAAAAAUAAAAAACAAUCUGGAGAAAAGACACUGGGUGGAAAGGCAUGUCUGGAUACAAAAUGAUAUGAACAUUCUGCACAGUAUAGUAUCUGCAUAAUCAUCAUCACAUGGACAAAAGCCCAUCAUCUGAGAGCUUGCAAGUUUGUUAGUGUAACGAUGAAGCCUUGGCAUCCAAGUGUCACUAUGGAGGAGAAGCAGACUUAGCAUUGCAUUGUGUUGAAAGUUUCCACGUACCAGAAACAGACUGAAGUCAUUACAAAGUAGCUAUGGACUAAACAGGCUUGGCACUGGAGUCUGCAGAAAGUCCUUACUCUCCGGGGACAUUCUUGGCAUGAAUGUGUCCACAAAGCUGCUGCAGAAAGUCACUUCAGGCCACAAGCACUUUUGGCACUGCAGUUUCAGCACCUGCUUAGCAUUGGAGCUCCUACAACGACACUAUGGACCACACUCGGGCUUGGCUUUUAAGUGUGUAAAAAGUCACUAAUGUCCAGAUAAAAACUUGGCACUGGAGUGUGUGCAACGUCACUACAGAAAAGACACCGUUUUGGCAUUAGAAUCUCAAUACGGUCACUACAGGUCAUUCUUACGCCUGGCAUUACAAGUCCGAAGAAAGCCACUACUCCCCAGACAGGGCCUUGGCAUUGGAGAUUUUGCAGAGUCACUACAGAACAAUCAAGAAUCUGCAGAAGGUCACUUAAAACCAAACACAGCCUUGGCAUCCUAAUACUUACAGGUGUUUGGCAUUAUAGUCUACAGAAAGUCAUCUCUAGCCACAAACAACCUUUUUACACAGGAUCUGUAGUGACAACUGACCUCACACACGUGUGGCGUCACAGUCUGUAAAAAGUCAGUACGGAUCAGAGGCCAUCUGCAGCUGAUACUGAUCAGACAUACACUUGGCAUCAGACUCUCUACAGCUUUGCUAUAGAAUAGGCCUAGCAUUAGAAAUCGAUGCAGUUCAUCCACUCCAUGCAAAGAGUUAAUGGAAAAAUUGCCAGAGCACUGAGAAUUGUCUGACAAGUGAAGUCAUCCAUCUUUAAACGUCAGCCUUGUGUUUUGGUGCCUGUACAGGCCAUCAAGUGAAUGCUACAGGUGCUUGCUGGUAUUUCCACUGUGCCAACUUUCAGAUCUUGGAGAAUCCACUGUAACCAGUCAUUAAGUGUUGUGCCAGAGAGACGUGUCGAAAAUGGUUAUGUGGUGUGGCACCCGACUUUCAUGAUAAAUUGAAAUUCUACGUGCUUUUCUUCCGGCACGAUGAUGGCACACAAGCUCUGCAUUUUCAUGAGGUUAUUACUGUGUUGCUAUGCACUGCCAGCGACUGACGUCACUGCAGCGGAUGACGUGAUCUUCACGGAAGGUUAUUUGAAAGUCAGCUGCUCUGUGGGACUCAGCUGUCCAAGUGCUGUCACAGUUACGUCUCCUUCUGAGAUCGAAUUAGAACCCCCUGAACCUGACUGUAAGAGUUCUGCUCAGAGGACCAUUCUCCAUCCAGGCAAUUUAACCAUCCAGACUGCCCUGCGCUGUACGCCAUCCCGUUGUGAAUCUUGCCUCCGCUUGAAGUUUCACAUGUACAUCAAAGGGCUCGCAGCAAGGAUACCCAGAUUCAGUGAGAGUAUUGGUGUUCUGGCCACUAUGAAGAAGAACAAAACGCCAGUUGCUUUAGAUACUUUUUACAAUGAUGAUGAAGAUGGGUGGGAAGGGGGCAGUGGAUCUGAAAGGAAAGGUGACCUUGUGGCAGCCCCUCUGUGCACCACGGUGGUUGUGCAUGUGACAACUAGUCAGGUAUCAGAGAAAUUCCAUCUGACCUUGGCCCUGUCCCAUAAUGUGACAGAUAGGAAGCCCACCGAAAGUCAACAUGUGGGCCAUGUUGAAAUGGAUUCAUCUUUCAUACCAGUGGGAAGCAGUGUGUCAGUAUGGAUCGAAGAUAUGGAAAAAGCAGAGAUGCAUCAAGUUCCAUCUUGCAACCAUAACUUAAUGAAACAGAAUGUUGAAAGAUGCAGUGUGCCCUCUGUGAUUACGAUCCUGCACAAAAGUGAAGCCAUCAUCAGUCUAAAUGGCUCCAACCUGCACCGGUUUAACAAUGCAACUAUGUGUCGCAAAUUUGAGAAUGACACUUGCCUGAUUGCUGGAAUACUGAAUGCCACGCAUCCCUUCAGAAUUCCAGUCAGAGAGAUCACUCCUUGUCUGUGCUAUCAGAUUUGGUGGUCGGUUCUGUCAGACGCAAUGCGCUAUGAGUUCUGCCCCUUCAAGAAUCAUUCAGAGUUCUGGCAGAAUGUAUUGCAAAAUAUCUCAAUGCAUAUGGAGGAGACUAGUGGUCUGGUCUGGAAAUUUGAUGCCCCUUGCAAGGUGGAGGGUAACGUGUCGCUUUGCCUGAUAAAUCUGCUAGGCCACUGCACGGACAUCAAAGGCCAGACAUUUAAGCUGGAGAAAUUUGGAGAGUUCACUAACAUCACAGAAUAUACCAGACCCAAGUCCAAUCUGUGUAUGAAGGUAAGGCUCAACAAAAUGGACACACAUCUGGAUUUCCAUUGUCCCUUCAGAUCCUCCUUUCACAGCAUGGCCCUGCCAUUGCUGAGUCUGUUGGUUUUGGUAUUGCUUGGCACACUUUUGCUUGCAUUAGUAAAGUGGACCUUCAAAGAUUUGGAUGAAGGAAAUCAAGUUUUGAUUGUCUGUCCAUUUGAAGAGGACUUUGCUGUUGAAAUUAUUGUAUCCUCUCUGGGAAAAUGUCUGAAUGAACUUGGCUUCUCAGUGUCACUGGACCUGUGGAGUCGAAGCGAAUUGUGCACCCUGGGGCCAGUACCAUGGCUUCACUUUAGAUUGGGCCAGCUACGAAGUGAAGGUGGCAAAGCAGUGGUGAUAUUGACCAAAGGAUCUGUGGAACGUGCAGGGCAGUGGGUCAGAUACUUGGAGAACGGUGCUAAUGCAAGUCCUAACUACCAAGCAGCAGGUCUUUGCAGUCCCUACGUUGAUGUGUUCAGCGCUUCGCUCAGCUGCAUCUAUGCAGACAUUCUGCAGGGCCGUGCUGGUGAACGCUUUGUUCUGGCACAGUUUGAAAGUCCGUUCUUAUCAAGCCUCAAGUGCGAUAAGGUGCCAGAAAUCUUCCGUAGCAUCCCUGUAUACAAACUGCCCUCAAACAGCUUAGGUUUUCUCCGAGUACUCUCUUCUCACAGCCAUAAGUGGCUCCAGUCUUUUCGCUUGAGGGGUGCCUCCCACAUUCUCCACCACAGAAUGAAAGAAGUCCUGGAGGAGUUCCAACAGAAGAGCCAUGAGGACCUGGAGAACUGGAAGGAACAAUGGAGACAUUCAGCAUUUUCACAAAGCAGCACUGUCUCAGACUGUAGCAGUAAUGGCACGAACAUUACACAGGAAAUGUUGGAGACUUUACCCCUGCAUCCCUUCAACAAGCAUCAGUACAGAUCUAUGCCUUGUGGCAUACAGGGGCGUUCGUGUAUUUAAUACACGACAUGGACAUUCUGCCCAGGUGCUCCUUGGGAACACUUCUGAAGGACGUCUUAUGAUACUCAGGCAGACUUUUCCAUUUGCACCUUGAUGCAGUGACCUAGGUUUUUGUUUUAAAACUAUACACUAAAAUCUAUCAAGCUGAACUCGAAAUGGGGAAACUAGUGCGCUGUUCACAUGUCUGUAAUUAUGUAAAUUACUGGUCACGCUUGUGACAUUUUAAUGACGGAAGAUAACAAAUGUACUUAUUUAACACUAUAAUAUUGUAUGGAUUAUUUAGUUUGGACUUUUGUGCAAUUUGUGUGACAUAUUUACUGUUUGGUCGAAAGUACAUAGUGCUGCCUGUUCUACUGAGCACUACAGGUAACGUCUGGAGCUCGAGUGCUGAAUAGGCUUUCGGUCAGUAUAAUGGCAUUUGGACAAGCUAUUUUUAUAAUCCUCAUGCCUUCGUCUCUGUAAAGCAAUCAAUUCUUUAAUUGCAUGCGUUGAAUAUGUAAGAGGAAAUAAAUAAAAUGAAAAGACUUGGAUGCCAAUCACAGCUGGGUAGUCAGGACUGCCGUGCAGUGCCAGGCAGGGCUCACAUAAUUUCUAUGUAACUUCACCUCUUCUUUUAGGAGUGUGUGGAGAAUCGGAGAAGAUUAUCUGUCUCGGUGUGUACAUGGAUUAGGGCACUGGUUUUGGGUUAUGAAGAUCUCUUGUAGAACCCUCACAGUUUGUAUAAGAUGCACAUUUCUGGGUGGGUUAUGUGUGGCCUACUGAUUAAAGUGCUAAACUGUGCAUGACAAUGUGGCCGAUUCAGUACUCAGCAUUGUCUCACUGGUGAACCUAAAGGAAUCAUUAAUGUAAAUUAUUGUAAAAUACUUGUUGAAGUGUGAAGCAUCUUGGGACGGUUUACACAAUUAACAGUACAUCAAUCCAUUUUCCAAAUUUGCUUAAUCAAUAUUAUAGCAUCAAAGAGGUCCAACGCUUAUAUCGGCUUCAUUGGGGUGAAGGCAGAAACAUCCCUGGAAUGGGCAGCUGUCCAUCGCUUUCGCACCUACACUGGUCCAGAGUCACCUGUUAAUCUAAGACUGGGAAUGCUAAAGGCAAACUGGGGAACACAUCACAAAGGUGCCAUCUGGUUAAGUUACCAUCUUCUACUUCUACUCUGUGAAGGCCUGUUUCCAGGGUGCAUUUUACCUGACUCUAGGAAGGGCUCUUUUGUUCUUGUUUCUUUAUCCAGGUGGCAUUCAUGAAGGGAAUAGAGCUAUCUGGGCGUUUUUCGAUUAUCUCAAUGGCACAGGUCAGGUUUUCUUCUGUAUAUUAGUCACAGAUAAUGCACAUUGGAAUUAGCAGAAUUAUGAAAAUGUUGUGGUGUGCUCCUUUGAAAAAACAUCGGAUUUAUUGUAUAGUUGAACUUGUGUGACCUCUUGGGUUGAUGACUGUUAUUUCCUUGAUGCUUCCAUGAUUUUUCCCAGCUCCUAACACUGUAAUGGACAAGGUGGAUUCAGAAAAUGAAAGGAUCUAUGGACACUACAUAGGGUGCUUUUGGGAAGCAGUGCUUCUCAGCCCUAGUCAUGCUGUAGCUGGGGUUUUCGUGUUAACACUGUUGCCAUAGGAUGGCCAUUUUGUUUAACUUGAUACCUCCUUUCUGCACUCAGUGUGUAAAUUCAAAGAAGUGUCUGACUUAAUAUAUUUUUUGUAGCUUUUAAUACACAGUUUAUUUCCAUUUGGGUGUCAUCAUCAUCUUAACUGUUGAGUGUCAAGGCUUCAUCCACUUAAUUGUUUCUAUUGAUAAUUAACAGUACUACUUUUUUGUAACAAAAAGCAUGUGACCUAACCUUUCUGUGAUUCAGCUAUACAAAAUAAAUACUUAAACAAUGGUUAUAUCGGUCUGAACUUAAAGUGGUCACUGCACAACUCACUAUACUAGACUGUGUUUAGAUACAACUGUGUGUUAUCCUCACAAAAGCAGCUUUAGAAUGUAUUUAACAAUAAAUAACUUCCGUAAUAGAGUGGUCUCCCAUUCAGGCUUGUUUUCCGCUUUCACUCUCACACGGAAAAGGUGCAUUUAGAGAAUGGAUGAAAAUUAGCAAAUAAUUCAGUUAAAGGAAAACUGUGAGAAGUUAUGUUGAACUUGAAAAGCCGUGAGCAGCCUAUUUCAUUUAAACAUCUAUUUCCUGAUCCUGCUACACUCUACUAUGGAGUUGCUGGGGAUCAGAAAUCGCAUUGGGCACAAAGUAGAAACCAAUCCUAAAUGGGACCAUACUCCACGGCAGGUCAUGGUCACACUGAGAGAAUUUAGAGUGGCCGUUUGCCUGUGAAGCUAAGCUGCACGUCUUUGGGAUGUGGGCUGGAGAUCAAGUCUCCUACAAUUGUGAGGCAGUUGUGCUAAUGACUGCACCACCAUUUUUUGUCCUUCCCAAAUCUAAUCCCUUUUUCCCACACUAAAUUAUUCCCACUGGCUUUCCUCCACACGUGGGAGGUUCACCUCAACCUGAUAACUCUUGUUCUAUCUCGAUGGCAUUGCCAGCCAUGCUGAAGGAAUAACAUAGCUGCUGCUAUGGGGAGCAAGUUCUCUUUGCUUCAUUCAAGCUGCUUGCUGUCCAGGUGUGUGGCAGUCAUCUGCUGUUGUGUUUUUGCAAAAAGGUCUGUUCAAAUCUAUUGACUCCUCUAUUAUUUUGCUCUGUUAUGUUAAUUGCAAAUUGACCCUGCACUGAAAUUUGUGAAGAGGAAAACAAUGGUGUUAAGUAUUCAUCUUACAGAGGCAUUUACAAAUUUGCAGUUUAUUCUUGUGGCUUGCAGUCAGUUGAAUCAGCAGCUUUAUUUGGCAAUGAACUACUUACUACACGUGUGCUCUACUAAUAAAUUAUUUUUCAUUAUAAAAGUGGAUUUUUAUUUAUAUUUAUUCUGGUGCAUGUUGUGUUUUAAUGUAAGCUCUGUAAUAAAUAUGGUCUCACCCUUAA
Erpetoichthys calabaricus (reedfish) is the source of this 6706-nucleotide messenger RNA. RefSeq names its product interleukin-17 receptor C. The transcript is spliced from 17 exons. NCBI's taxonomy places the organism in Eukaryota, Metazoa, Chordata, Cladistia, Polypteriformes, Polypteridae. The coding region runs from base 1557 to 3758 and encodes 733 amino acids. The record is from RefSeq and is a predicted model, not a curated record. Gene Ontology annotation, molecular function: interleukin-17 receptor activity.